UCAAACCUUUUUCUCUUUGCCAGAGAGACAAAUCAAGAAUCAAAGGCUAUUUGCUUUUACCAAAAAAAAAUAAAAAAUAAAAAAAUGGACUCAAAAAGACAAUCUUUUUCCUAAUCCCAGAUUUCCCUUAUUACAGAAAUUUCAAAAAGAAAAAGAAAAAGGAGUCAAAUGGGAGAAGAAAGCACCUCAAAUUCCAAGCCUGAUGAUAAUAAUAAUGCAGCUAAAAAUGAUGGAAGCUAUGAGACACCAGUUAUAUUGAAUGUGUACGAUCUCACCCCUGCAAAUCAGUACUCAGUUUGGCUUGGCUUUGGAAUAUUUCAUUCUGGUAUUGAAGUCCAUGGUAUGGAAUAUGGAUAUGGAGCGCAUGACUUUCCCAUAAGUGGCGUGUUUGAAGUGGAACCUAAGAGCUGCCCUGGUUUCAUCUACAGAUGUUCAGUUCCAUUGGGUCGUAUUAAGAUGCCUCCCUCUGAAUUUCAUGCAUUUCUUGAGGAUGUAGCUUCUGAGUAUCACGGGGAUACCUAUCACCUCAUUUCCAAGAACUGUAACCAUUUCACAGAUGACAUAGCACAGAGAUUAACAGGGAAAGGGAUUCCUGGAUGGGUGAAUCGGCUUGCCAGGGUUGGUGCUUUCUGCAGUUGUCUUCUUCCUGAGAGCCUCCAAGCGACAACUGUUAAACAGCUUCCUGAGUACCAUCAUUGUACAGAAGAAGAUGGAAGUGGAUCAAUGACAUCUACAACGCCCCAUGAACCAACUGAAAGUGAAGACGGAGAUCAAGAUAAGCACUUGUUGUCAUCUCCAAUCGGAAGUCGUGAAGUGGCUUUCAUAAGAGAGACCCAAAGGUGAAAACAUGCUACCUGCAGGAGAUUCAAUAUGUAUUAUUGGUUUAUUAAAGGCUAUCGACUUAUCCCAUAGGGCCACUGCUCAAAUUCUCCAUUUGCUUGCUAUAUGUAUUACUAGUUCAUUGAUUUUAAAACCUUUUUUGCUUUUGGUUAUUAAGGUUUCCUUUAGUGUGCAAUAUGUAUUAGUUCAAAGUGACAGAAUUGUGAUCUAUUGAGCUAUAUGCCUUUGUUAGAGGUCACAAAUAUCCAUGUAAACAUUCUGAGUUUGGAAGAUGAAAACAGGCCAGUAUUUGUGAAAAUGAGAUACCAUACAUUUAUUUAAUACUACACCAGAUACUCAUAGAGGAAAUGAUCUCUUAAUUAGUUA
Molecule: messenger RNA, 1206 nt
Organism: Solanum tuberosum (potato)
Lineage: Eukaryota; Viridiplantae; Streptophyta; Magnoliopsida; Solanales; Solanaceae
Product: deSI-like protein At4g17486
Exons: 4
Coding region: 169-843 (224 amino acids)
Biological process (GO): protein deubiquitination
Molecular function (GO): deubiquitinase activity
Source: RefSeq, a predicted model, not a curated record